AUGGAUUUAAUUCAGCAAAAUUACAAGGAUGAUUUCGAGGAGCAUUCAUCUAGUAGUCUUCCAAGUUCUCCUUGUAUAAACAAUACAGAUAGAGCCCCACAACUGAAUCCUCGAGUUGGUCAUGAAUACCAGGUGGAAGUUCCUUCCAUAAUAACUCGAUCAGAACAACUUCAGCUUCUAAUGAAUCCUGCUGAGUCAGAAGUUGGGAAUGACAACACACUUUCCUUUGCAAUUGGUUUACCCAUCCCUGUCACAUGGAUACUUAAUGAAGUGGAGAAUAGUAGACAUGAAGGCGACAAUGGCAAAAAAUUGAAACCAAUCACAUUUCAAUCUGUGAUGACAGGAGACAACAAUUCAAGCCAACUGGAUAAAAACAAAAAAUAUGCAUUGGUCCCUGACACAUCAACUAAAUCCUGGAGUGACAGUGAUGGAAAAACUUUUCUCCUUGGUUUGUAUAUUUUUGGAAAGAAUUUUAUCCAAAUAAAAAGAUUCUUAGAGAACAAAGGGAUGGGGGAAAUACUGGCAUUUUACCAUGGAAAGUUUUACAAAUCUGACGAAUAUUGCAGAUGGUCAAAGUGCAGGAAAAUGAAAGGAAUAAAAUCUGUGAUAGGAGAGAAACUUUUCACUGGACGGAGGCAACAUGAACUAUUGUCUCGCUUGAUUCCUCAUGUCUCAGUAGAAUCUAAACAUACUUUACUAAAGGUUUCCAAGUUAUAUUCGGAGAGAAGAGUUUCUCUAGAAGAAUACGUAUCUUCUUUAAAGUCUGUUGUUGGACUUGGUGUUCUUGUGGAAGCAGUAGGCAUUGGUAAGGAGAAGGAAGAUGACCUUACACGUCUUGCCUUGGAAGCUGGCAAAAACAAUCGGGUGUUUUCAAUUUGGUCUUAUCUUGGACCAAGUGAUAUAAUAAAGUCUUUAACUGGAUUGCGAAUGAGCAAGGCCAAGAGUAAUGAUCUCUUCUGGGAAGCUGUUUGGCCCCGCUUACUGGCAAGAGGUUGGCACUCUGAGCAACCAAGGAAUCAAGGCUAUGUCAGCUCCAAAGAUUACAUGGUUUUUCUUAUUCCUGGUGUUAAGAAGUAUUCAAGGGGAAAACUUGUGAAAGGUGAUCAUUUUUUUGAUUCUAUCAGUGAUGUCUUGAGCAAAGUGGUAGCUGAACCAAAUCUUCUUGAUGUUGAAGAAGAAGCCAAAGUUGAUGACAGUAAUGAUGAAGUGACAGAAAGUGGAUCGGAUGAAGAUGACCAAUCCGAUGAUUAUCAUAAUCAAUGUUAUCUUAAGCCCCGAGCUUCUACUUACAAUGCAGAUGAUACAAAAUUCAUGGUUGUAGAUACCAGUCUGGGGCAUGGAGAGAAUUCAUCUGAAUUAAGAGAAUUAAAACAUUUGCCUGUUAGUUCAGUGAAUAAAGUAGACGUAAAUGCUGGUGAUAUAACACAUAAAGUGACAAAAAAUAUGAGGAAGGUAAACCAUAAGGAGGAGAUGACUGAAAACAUUGAUCAAAAGUUGACUGAUACAAGUAUUCUUUUGAGAGAAAGUAAGGAUAGCUCUUAUGAUGAUUCACCAAGUGUGGUGGAAACUAAUAAGCUGAUUCAUGACAAAAAGAAAAUGGUAGGAAGUCUGAAAAAUCAAAAGACCUUUGUGUCUAUUGAUAAUCAACUAAAGAAGACUAUGAAGCUUCAAUUCAUUCAGAAACCAAGAUCAGGUCCUUCCAAUCAUGCAGUUCUUCCCAUCAAAGGUACAUCGACUACCUGUGCCAAGACAGAAACAAGCCACAUCAUUAAGAAUUUUUCAGGAGGCUUGGAAUCAGAAAAAAUGACAUUCUCUCAUGAAAAUGUUGUUGGUGAUCCAGUUACUUAUCAGAAGAAUGGAGGUUUAAUUUCUUCUUUACCUGAAAAAAGUGUGGAGGAGAAUAACAAAGAAAGCAUUCUCAAUGAAAUUUAUCAAUGCACAAGUGUUUCACACGAUAAAGUUCAGAAAUGUGAAUCACAAUCAUCAGUCACCUUCAACACACCUCAGGUUCCAUCCAAGUCUAAAAUUGGUGAGAUCAUUGAAAUGGUGGAAAUGAUGGGGGAAGAUGGACAGUGCCUAAAGGUAAAUGAUCCAUGUUUAUCAUCUGAUAAUCAGGCAGUAGUUGAGGAGCCGAAAACCUCCUCUGACACCAGUUCUGAUGAACAGCAGCCUAAUGUAAAUUCUAAGAGACAGAGCACGAGGAACCGAUGGAUGACACUUAAAGCAAUGGAAUCUAUGACAAAUGAAUUCUUGAAUGGGCCAAAGAGACAGAAAAGGAAACACAUUCAAACACACAAAGAUGCAUUUAGUGCUUGCCGCAGGGCGCGUACAAGCGGCGAAACAACCUUGGACUGUCAUAAUUUAGAUCAUGGACCUGCAAUUUUGGUAGAAAAAAAGCAUUGAAUGGAGAUUGCAUUAUACUUUUGGGAACCAUUAUAUUAAGUUAAAGAGUUUUAGUUCAUUAAACUUUGUUUCUUUGAGGUUACCUCAUCCUGAAGUUUUGGCUUUUACAAACAAAUUUAUUUUGAUAAGUACUGAUACUUCUCCUGUCUGACUUGCAAAUUAUGUUCUAAAUUUGUCGGAGUGAUUCAACAUACUGUAAAGAUUUUUUCCAUACUUUAAAGAAUGUUGAUGAGAUCAGUUUUAUGCUUUUAAAUAGAAAGAUCCCAACCUCAUUCUUGGCCCCAGUUUGCAAGUAACAUUCACUAAUAUUCUUAAACUAGGAAGAUGUUAUGUUUUUGUACAAUGAAUGGCAGCAAUAGCUUAAUAGGCGAAAUGAAUGUGUUUGGUGUGGGGCACAUG
Cajanus cajan (pigeon pea) is the source of this 2802-nucleotide messenger RNA. RefSeq lists its product as uncharacterized. Gene Ontology annotation, cellular component: nucleus. Gene Ontology annotation, molecular function: transcription corepressor activity. The record is from RefSeq and is a predicted model, not a curated record. NCBI's taxonomy places the organism in Eukaryota, Viridiplantae, Streptophyta, Magnoliopsida, Fabales, Fabaceae.